Molecule: messenger RNA, 745 nt
Organism: Teleopsis dalmanni
Lineage: Eukaryota; Metazoa; Arthropoda; Insecta; Diptera; Diopsidae
Exons: 2
Coding region: 59-472 (137 amino acids)
Source: RefSeq, a predicted model, not a curated record
AAAAAUCAUUUAAAAUUAAUAAAAGUUUCGACAAGUUUCUCUAAAUUUUAGUUGGAAAAUGGAAGAAGAAUACGAAGAAAACUAUCUUUAUAAUCAGAGUAUUAUAAAGCGCGUAGAAAAGGAUCGAUUUCGUCGUCGACUACUUAAAGUUUUAGCCCGAGCCUUAAUUAGCGGUCGUCGUACUAUUAAUCCAGAAGAAAGUGAACCCGAAAGUGAUGCUGACGAGUGGUUUGACAUUGAAAUACUGGAAGCGUUAGGAGACUUAGAGGUAGAAGAUUUUGAUAUGCUCUCUCCGCAAGAAAUCAACGUCAUAAAACCGGAGAAGUCCCUACUUGAAUGUGAUGGUAUUGAGCCAUCUACCUCUUUUGCAGCUAGCGUGCCAUUUAGGUAUCCAGCAAUUACAACAUCAUCCUUUAUUUGCUUCAUUUCCAUUCUGGCACUGGCAGGUCUGAUGUUUCGAAAUGUAAGAUAGAGAGAGAGAGAAAAAAGCUUGGAAGAUUAGUGUUAUCACUGAAAUCUGAAAAUCAGGGACUUAUCAGGACUAGUGAAAAGACUAGCAUAUGACUUUAACUUAACUAAGAGAAUAUAUUACAAGCCGUAGCGUCUAAGUUAAUCUGUGCUCUUAGAUAAUGUUUACAAUAGAAACAUAUUGCGGUAUAUGAAAUACCAUUAAUAGCUUUAUUUCCGUUUAUUUUCCAGUGCUUAUUGAAAAUUUUGAUAUUAAAACGCCUAUUGAGAACUUGCA